AUGGUGAUGGGGAUGGCUGCUCAACCAUUCUUCUUGUUAGCCGGGCCCAAUGUAAUCGAAUCAGAGGAGCAUGUCAUGAAGAUGGCCAAACACAUCAAAGCCAUCACAACCAAACUUGGGGUGCCUCUUGUGUUCAAAUCAAGCUUUGAUAAAGCAAACCGUACGUCAUCAAAAUCAUUCCGUGGCCCUGGUCUGGAAGAAGGCCUAAAGAUCCUUGAAAAGGUGAAGGCCACAUAUGACCUUCCAGUGGUCACUGAUGUGCAUGAAAGCUGCCAGUGUGAAGCUGUUGGAAGAGUUGCUGAUAUUAUACAGAUUCCAGCUUUCCUGUGUCGCCAGACUGACCUUCUAGUGGCUGCAGCUAAGACUGGGAAAAUUAUCAAUAUCAAGAAAGGACAAUUCUGUGCUCCUUCUGUUAUGGCCAACUCAGCGGAGAAAAUUAGACUUGCUGGAAAUCAACAUGUGAUGGUCUGUGAGCGUGGCACCAUGUUUGGCUACAAUGAUCUAAUUGUUGACCCAAGGAACUUUGAGUGGCUGAGAGAAGCAAAUUGCCCAGUGGUAGCUGAUGUAACACAUGCUCUACAACAGCCAGCUGGAAAAAAGCUUGAUGGUGGUGGGGUUGCAAGUGGAGGUUUACGAGAACUAAUACCAUGCAUCGCAAGGACUUCUGUUGCAGUUGGUGUUGAUGGUACAUGA
Lolium rigidum is the source of this 693-nucleotide messenger RNA. RefSeq names its product 2-dehydro-3-deoxyphosphooctonate aldolase 1-like. The coding region runs from base 1 to 693 and encodes 230 amino acids. Gene Ontology annotation, cellular component: cytosol; cytoplasm. Gene Ontology annotation, biological process: monosaccharide biosynthetic process. Gene Ontology annotation, molecular function: 3-deoxy-8-phosphooctulonate synthase activity. The record is from RefSeq and is a predicted model, not a curated record. The transcript is spliced from 12 exons. Lineage: Eukaryota; Viridiplantae; Streptophyta; Magnoliopsida; Poales; Poaceae.